GGAUGUGCCGCUCCGUCAUUUCAACUUUGUCCCUUGGAACGGGCUCAGCUAGUUCUCCUGCACAGCGCAGCCACGGGGGAGUGUAUUGAUCUGAUUGUGUGUUGUGCUUUCACUCCUGCUGGAUGGUUUCGUUGAAGUUUCAUCAGCUGCUUUAAUCUCAGAAUAAUGACUCUGACAGCAGACUGGGGCUGCGAAGAGAUGGAGAUGUUCAACCGUCUGCUUAGGAACACAGACGAAUCGUCCUGCUGCCUCAGCGACCAUUCAUGGACUUUCAUGAUUAGUAAUGCUUCCAGCCCUCAGAGAAACGGUGCUGAUGAUUUCCUAGAGGCUCUGCUGCAUGACUCCUCCUCCUCUGUGCCAGCCUCCCCCCUGUGGUCACCCUGCACCCCCUGCCAUGUCGUCCACGAAGACUCCCGAACAGACCCCGCCGAGAGCCCCCAUUCGUUCUCCUGCACAGCUUCCCCUGCCUGUGACACACACACGUCCCCUCAGCCUCCAUCACUAAAGAACCAGCCAGAUGUUUUCGUUGAUCUAGACUGGGAGUCAGAUGGCUUCCAUGAGGAGUUUGGACUCGUAUACUGCCAGAACCCUUUGCUUCCAUCCGGUCACUCGCUCACAGUGAAGGACCUGCUUCUAUCCGACGUGGGUCAGGCGCAAAUCUCCCAGCAUUCCUUGCAAGAACUUGUUCUUAAUGAGGAUGAGAAGAAGCUUCUGGCUAAAGAAGGUGUAGACUUGCCCUGCAAACUGCCCCUGUCCAAGUCUGAGGAGAGGAUUUUGAAAAAGAUCCGGCGGAAGAUACGCAACAAGCACUCGGCUCAAGAAAGUCGGAAGAAGAAGAGGGAAUAUGUUGACAAUCUGGAAGGAAGGAUGGCUGCAUGCAGCACCCAAAACCUUCAGCUGCAGAGAAAAGUCCUGCAGUUAGAGGAGACCAACAACGCUCUGCUGGAGCAGCUCAACCAGCUACAGGCCCUCUUGCCUAAUAGCUCCAGCAAAACAACAAACAGAGGAACCUGCAUCCUGGUUCUGCUAUUCUCCUUCUCUCUGCUGAUUUCUUCAAAUCUUCAGCCAGACCCUUACAGCCAGCGCAGCCAUGCAGAAUACUCAGAUUCCAAAGGUCUGUUCACACACACCUUGUGGUCACGCAAGCCAGCACACACACACACACACACACACAUACACACACCUUCAACUCCAGCAUGUCUCUCUCAAUCAGCAUCGUCUCGCUCCAUGCAUUCGAUGGAUGAAGUGGGAGAUAUCCCUCCUUCUCCACCUCCUUCUCUCCUGCCCGUCCCCAGGGGAUCCGAAGACCUGCGGAGCCUGAAGGAGACGCUUUGGGGCUGGAUGGACCUCCCCUGCUUUCACCACCGUCAGGAUCACAGACCGGAGGAUGAUUACCACUGGUACAUGAGUAGAAACAUGUAGCUCAGGAUUGUUGACAUGUUUGUAAACGCAUCAUGAGAUCCAGCACUUUAUUUGCUUUCAAGCAUCAGCUUUUUUUUUUUUACUCUGUGGCACUUCAGCUCACAAACAUCCAUCCCAAAGACGUGUGCAAGCAAAAGUAUGACAAGCCUCAAAAUCCUCCUUUUUUAUUUUUCCAUCAAUGUAAAGGAUUAUUACACAUCACAAUCAUACAUCAUACAUUUUGCAUUUUCACUGCUUUGUUUUGUUAUUGACUUCAAAUGUAUUUAGUUGAAUAUGACACUGUUUUAUAUUAGAAAAUGAAAUAAAGACAUUUUCUUUUCCAAAAA
Messenger RNA from Nothobranchius furzeri (turquoise killifish), 1748 nucleotides. Lineage: Eukaryota; Metazoa; Chordata; Actinopteri; Cyprinodontiformes; Nothobranchiidae. The record is from RefSeq and is a predicted model, not a curated record.